Messenger RNA from Aspergillus niger, 1575 nucleotides. RefSeq lists its product as uncharacterized. Gene Ontology annotation, molecular function: inositol hexakisphosphate binding; translation initiation factor binding; phospholipid binding. Gene Ontology annotation, biological process: regulation of translational termination; poly(A)+ mRNA export from nucleus; regulation of translational initiation. The transcript is spliced from 2 exons. Lineage: Eukaryota; Fungi; Ascomycota; Eurotiomycetes; Eurotiales; Aspergillaceae. Gene Ontology annotation, cellular component: nuclear pore; cytoplasm; nuclear pore cytoplasmic filaments. The coding region runs from base 1 to 1575 and encodes 524 amino acids. The record is from RefSeq and is a predicted model, not a curated record.
AUGGGACACAUGAGCUACCCCUCCCAAAUGGAUAGCCCCUCCAGGCAACUUGUCCUGGAUUUAGCGCGGGACCUUGAACAGUUACGCAUGCACAACACCGAGUUGAAGAAGGUCAAAGUCUACGAACGCCGAUCCUUCUAUGAGAACCUUGACCGAAUUGAUAGCGAACUUGAGGCCCAGCACAAUGCGGCCCUUGACAAGGCUGCCGCUCUGCAUGAUCGGGUACUCGUGGAGGCCGAAGAGACGUUGCGCGCACACCAACGAGCGGUAGAGGAGGAGCUCCGUCGGAGAGAGGAAGAAGCACGGAAAGAGGCGGAGCGCAUAGAACGAGAGAAGGCAGAGAAGCUACGCCGAGAGCAGGAGGAGGCUGCACGGCGUGAGGCUGAGCGCAGAGCAGCCGAGGAGGCGAAGAAGAAGGCAGAGGAAGAGGCGGAGAGGAAAAAGAAGGCGGCGCAAGAAGAACAGGAGCGGAAAGAACGAGAGCGACUAGAGGAAGAGAAUCGCAAGCGCCAGGAAGAGACACAAAAGGCAGAGCAGGAGGCGUCCCAACGCCAAGCGGAAGCCGCGCAAAAGGCACAGGCGGAGCGACAGCGACAGGUCGGAGGCGCUCGUCUUACGGAGGAAGAAAUCAAGGUCCAGGCCCGCUACGUGGAACUGCACCAACAUCUCAAGAAGUUCCGGCAGUACUUGAAAAAUGAAGGGAAAACAAACGCCAUUGUCAAGCAAAACAUGGGCGAUAUGCGGCGAACGAUUAAGAAAUGCGUUGGACAACUACGUGAAGGCAAGGGAGCCAACAAAGCCCAGCUUCAAGAGAUUCGCGCGACGCUUGAGAAAGCCGCCUCGAUUGCUGAACCGUCGGUGGAUGUUCGCCAAUUCAUCGCUUUCCCGCCCGAGAAUAUUGCCAAUUCCGAUGACAACAAGGUGCCUGCCCUUUUGAUCUACGCCCUGAACAUCUUCUCCAAGUGUAUGAUCUCUUCCCUCAUUACGGAGGCGUCCAUCAACCUGGGCCAUGCGGAGCCGGUCGGGAUCGUCGCGGCCCAGAUAUUCUCCGCCGAUGCCUUCAUCUACAAGGGCUGCCACAUGGUGGACAUUCUAUUGGCCAAGUACCGUGUUGUUUGCCCAGCGCUGUGGGGAUUCCAUGGCAAUGAGAAGACCGAGGGUGGCCGACGUGCCCUGGGUUGGUGGCGCGAAGGACCGGACGGGCCGUACAUCAGCGAACAGGCCCACGCCGACCGAAUGACAGCUCUGGGUGCGGGUUAUGCGGCCUUGACCCUGCGCAAUUUUGGCAAAACCGCGCGCAAGAACCCUUUCCCCAACACCAUGUUUUGGUAUACCAUGCAUAAAAUCCUGAAUAUCCCGCCGGCAGAGAUCCAGGAUACUCAUGUCACCCUGCUUUCGGCAAUGCUGAAAUCGUCAGCCGAAAGAAUUGUUGGUUUCUUCGGGCAUAUCGGACUGGCGCUGAUGAGGAAGGCUAUAGUCGAAUUACCCGACAGCCUGCCCCGGCAGAGUAUGAGCGUUAACCAACUCAAGCUCCUCAAGGAUCUGUAUAAACGGGAGAAGAACAUUUUGCUCUGA